Messenger RNA from Musca domestica (house fly), 1866 nucleotides. RefSeq names its product lysophospholipid acyltransferase 7 (gene frj). The record is from RefSeq and is a predicted model, not a curated record. Gene Ontology annotation, molecular function: lysophospholipid acyltransferase activity. Gene Ontology annotation, biological process: lipid modification; phosphatidylinositol biosynthetic process. Lineage: Eukaryota; Metazoa; Arthropoda; Insecta; Diptera; Muscidae. The transcript has 6 exons. Bases 209 to 1618 code for a protein of 469 amino acids. Gene Ontology annotation, cellular component: mitochondria-associated endoplasmic reticulum membrane contact site; membrane.
UCCCAUUCGUAACAUAGGGCGCAUGACGAGUUUUUUAUCUUGCCUCUUUUUACAUUCGCCACUCUCUGUUUCUGAUAUUUUUUGCAUUGGCAUUAUAAACGCCAUUCAAUACAAAAGAAAACAACUCAAACUUGAUUGGCGAUAUUAUGAAUAAAUAACUUUAAAUCGACCGGUAUCAUAUUGGCAUACACAGAUAUACAACAAGAAAAUGAAUAUCGACGACGUUAUUUAUGUAGUAUGCCUCCUGGCCUGUAUUGGAGCAGGCAACUAUGUGCGAAAAGUCCCUGAUAAAACCCAAAAGAAGUAUAUUAGCACAGCAUUGGGCAUAUUGAUGGUCUUUAUUGUGUCAGGAUGGAAUUCUUUUCAUUGUUUCGUGUCGGCCUUGUUGGGUGCAGCUGCUGUAAUAUACGUACAUCCGAGUAAAUGCCAUUUAGCAGCCUUUACUGUCAUGUUUGGAUACUUGGCGUUCUUCCGUUUGGCUAGUAUGUUUGGUCUUCCAGAUCCUCCGGGACACAUUAAUAUGAUUCAAAUGAUAAUGACCUUAAAAAUUGCUGGUAUAGGUUUUGAAAAAACUGCCUCCUGGAAGAAACUUAAAGAACGCGAAAAGAAUGAAGAUGUAGAAAUUUCAGAGUACGAUUCAAUUAUUCAGUCUGUUAAUAUCGUUGAAAUUCUCCAUUACUCCUUUAACUAUAUCGGUAUUUUGACGGGUCCAUAUUACCGUUAUCGGACUUAUCGUGAUUAUUUUGAAACUCCAUUCUCCGUCCACGCUCCCACUUGGAAAACAACUUUGGAUCGCCUAAAGUAUGCCGGCUUUUACUGCAGUCUGUAUCUCUUGGGCAAUUCAAUUUGGCCUUUAGAGUAUGCCUUGACCGAUGAAUUUUACAAUGAACGCUCCUACUUUUAUCGCCUCAUGUAUGUUUGGCCAACAUUUAUAAUAUUCCGUAUGCGUAUAUACACCGGCCUAACAUUGAGUGAGUGCGUUUGCACAAUGGCAGGAUUCGGUGCAUAUCCUGUUGAAGCUGAUGUGGUCAAUGGCGGUGGUCCACGUAAACCAUAUAAACAUUUUAAUCCCGAUACAUAUAAAGGCGAAUAUACAUUCACUGCUAUUGUAAACACCAACGUAAUGGAUGUAGAAAAGAGUCCAAUGUUCCGUGAAACUAUGAAACACUGGAAUAUUUGUGUACAAUAUUGGUUGGCGGUUAAUGUAUAUAAACUGUUUCCAAGCAAAAAAUAUAGAACUGUAGUCACAUUAUUGGUCUCUGCGUAUUGGCAUGGUUUCCGGCCUGGUCACUAUUUUUGUCUGAUGGGAGCUCCUUUCUAUGUACACAAUGAAGAUAUUUGGGAUAAAUUGAUACGCAAAGAUGCUACCGGCACUAAACGCAGAAUACUCGACUUUCUCUUCUGGUUCUUUAAAUUCUUCAGUGGCGGUUAUAUGGGUACCGCCUUCUUACUUGUGACAUUUGAAAAGAUUUGGCGAUUCUAUAGUUCAGUUUAUCAUACAUGUUAUGUUGCUUGGUUAGUACUUUUGGUCGUUGGUACAAUUUGGACAAAACAAAAGAAAGCUGAAGAGAAACGUAGAAAACGCCUUGAAGAAAGCAAAGCCGAACCCGCAGAUUAAGAUAAGAAAUCCCAAUAAAUAGCAUGUAAGAUUGGGAUACCGAGAACAAAUGGAAACUCUAUAUUAUUGUUUCUCCAUUUUCUUAGUAACACAACACAUUGAAACAUAAUUAAAAAAAAUUAUUUUUAAAAAAUGUGUAGUAGUCGAAAGCACAGUCCGCCGUUGGACAUAGUAGUUAGAUUUUAUCUUGAUAUUAGAAUGUGGGGGAUAGUUUUAAAUAAAAGCCAAACCAAAUUUAUAAAAUAUAA